AUGCCUUUGGAAACAGCAGCAGCUCACCGGCAGCAAAAGCGGCGGAAGCAGCAGCAGCAGCAGCAGCAGCAGCAGCAGCAGCAGCAGCAGCAGCAAGAGGAGGAGGAGUUCUUGGACUUGUCUCCGAUUUGUCUCUCCAAGCUCGUCUGCGUACGCGAAGACCCCAGCAGCAGCAGCAGCAGCAGCAGCAGCGGCAGCAGCAGCAGCAGCAGCAGCGGCAGCAGCAGCAGCAGCAGCAGCAGCAGCAGCAAAAAAGAAGUUGUUAAAGGAGUCCACUUCGUGGGCCCAAAUGCUGGAGAAGUUCUGCAGGGAAUGGCCCUGGCUGUUCGUUUGGGAGCAACAAAGGAGGACUUUGACAGGACAGUGGGAAUUCACCCGACAAAUGCGGAGAGUUUUAUGCUGCUGCAAAUAACGAAAAGAAGCGGCAAAGAUUGGGUUGCUGCUGGCGGCUGCGGCGGCGGCAAGUGCGGCUAG
This is a messenger RNA of Eimeria necatrix, 474 nucleotides long. RefSeq names its product thioredoxin reductase, putative. The transcript has 2 exons. NCBI's taxonomy places the organism in Eukaryota, Apicomplexa, Conoidasida, Eucoccidiorida, Eimeriidae. Gene Ontology annotation, biological process: glutathione metabolic process; cellular response to oxidative stress; cell redox homeostasis. The coding region runs from base 1 to 474 and encodes 157 amino acids. Gene Ontology annotation, cellular component: mitochondrion; cytosol. Gene Ontology annotation, molecular function: glutathione-disulfide reductase (NADPH) activity; flavin adenine dinucleotide binding. The record is from RefSeq and is a predicted model, not a curated record.